Penaeus chinensis is the source of this 2035-nucleotide messenger RNA. Its product is annotated as lanC-like protein 2. Gene Ontology annotation, biological process: carbohydrate metabolic process; peptide modification. The coding region runs from base 16 to 1311 and encodes 431 amino acids. Lineage: Eukaryota; Metazoa; Arthropoda; Malacostraca; Decapoda; Penaeidae. The record is from RefSeq and is a predicted model, not a curated record. The transcript is spliced from 9 exons. Gene Ontology annotation, cellular component: plasma membrane.
ACAAGACAGUGAAAUAUGAUAGGCUUCAAGCUCUCCUUCCGGGUCGGUCUCGUGCUUAUAAGCACUCUUUUUGGGACUCCAGUCUCAAAGUCCAGCAUGGCAGAGUCUCGCCAUUUUCCAAAUCCUUAUCCACCCACUCUUCAAGGGGAGAGGGCAAAGAUCUUAGAUGAUAGUAAGAAUCAGCUCUCUGAAGAAUAUGUAGCAAAUUCAAGAAGGACUGUUCAGAAUCUCCUGAAGGUACUAGAUGCUGAAGAGAAAAGAAGCUUAGACUGGGGUGAUGUUUCUGUGUAUACAGGAGUUUCUGGUUAUGUUCUGCUUUAUCUCCAUCUUACAGAUGUGCUGGAAGAUGACAGAUACAUACAGAAAGCUUUGCCUCUAAUUGAAAAGGCUAUCACAAAAAUAAAGGGACGGCGAGUAGCUUUUGUCUGUGGUGACCCAGGACCUUUAACCCUUGGAGCUAUUCUGUAUCAUCGGUUGAAUAUGACAUCACAGGUUCCAGCUUGCAUUGAGGGUGUCAAGAAACUGAAAAAAGACAUACUCAACCCAAAGUCAGAUGUGCCUGAUGAAAUUCUGUAUGGAAGAGCAGGUUACCUUUAUGCACUCCUUCUUAUUCAGCAGAAGAUUGGAAAGGCUGAAAUCGAUGACACACUUGUAAGGUCCGUAGUAUCAGCAAUUUUAGAUUCUGGCCGAGCUCUUUCUCUCAAAGAAAAAAGGUCUGUUCCUCUGAUGUACCAGUGGCAUGAGAAGCACUAUAUUGGAGCAGCUCAUGGCAUAAUAGGAAUUCUCUUCAUGCUCCUACAGGCAAAGGAACACCUCACAUCUGCAGAGCUGAAUGAGCUGGUGAAACCAACAAUUGAUUAUGUUGCUAAGCUACAGUUUCCCUCAGGCAAUUUACCGUCAUCUCUCAGCAAUGAAUCUGACCGACUUAUACACUGGUGCCAUGGUGCUCCUGGAGCUGUGUUUCUUUUUGCAAAAGCUUAUCAGGUAUUCAAUGAAAGAAGUUACUUAGAACAUGCACUGAAAGCUGGUGAAAGUAUUUGGGAAAGAGGACUGUUAAAGAAAGGUUAUGGUUUGUGUCAUGGUUCCUCAGGAAACGGUUAUGCAUUACUGUACCUCUACCAGGUUACGGGGGAUUCUGAAAUGUUGUAUAGAGCAGCACAGUUUGGACACUGGUGUCAAGAUUAUGGAAAGCAUGGCUGCCGCACACCAGAUAGACCAAUGUCCUUGUUUGAGGGCCUGGCUGGUAAUAUUCACUUCUUGGCUGAUAUUGCAAAGCCCAAAAAUGCAAAGUUUCCUGCUUUUGUUUUGUAAGGUAAUAAUGAAGUCACAGGUUACCUGUAAUGUUAUCCUUUUGUGCUUUCAGAGGUUUGAAUGUCUGUAAGAUUUAUUUCUUCUUAUUUGAGUAAAUCAAUAAGAGAAGUAGAUUUUGGUGUUAUGGAUGUACCAUUAUGAAUGGUAUUUAUACAGUUGGAAACAUUAAACAGUUUCAUGUUUUGAAUGUAAUUUGUCUGUGUCAGUGUUAAUUGUGUAGUCCUUUUUAUAUAGAGAAGUUAUUUACCAAAUUAUGAAAUAAACACCCAGUUUAGUUUCUGUAUUGAGAACAUUUAAAGAUUAAGGUUCUUUAAUGAGAUCUUGAGUCUUGUUAAUCAACUAAACAUUUGUAUACCAUUUCAUUUUACAUAGAGGACCCGAAAUUAUUAGAUAUUCUUUUUUUUUUCUCUCUUUCUCUAUCUCUUUAAUUACUAAACAGUAUGGUCCAAUUUUCUAAAGGUCAUACUCUUAUUACCUUUCCCAAAGAUAAAGUACACUUUUAUUUAAAUGGAUAGAAAUAGUGCAGUUGUGUUGUUCAGGAUUUAUACUGUUAGUUACAGAAUCUAGAAUGAAAGGAUAAUGCCUGACAUUCAAUUAUAAAAGUGUCAGGUAGUUCAUAACAAUUCUUGUGGUUAUUUUCUUGUCAUAACAUAAUGUAUGAAUAUUAUUAGAUUCUCAGUCUGCUUUGGAUAGAACUUAUUGGAAAUACAGUCUCCCAUCUAUA